Messenger RNA from Acanthochromis polyacanthus (spiny chromis), 462 nucleotides. Its product is annotated as artemin. The coding region runs from base 1 to 462 and encodes 153 amino acids. NCBI's taxonomy places the organism in Eukaryota, Metazoa, Chordata, Actinopteri, Pomacentridae. The record is from RefSeq and is a predicted model, not a curated record. Gene Ontology annotation, molecular function: glial cell-derived neurotrophic factor receptor binding; growth factor activity; receptor tyrosine kinase binding. The transcript has 2 exons.
AUGCCGACACGAGAAACAGCGUCUGCACACACGUCUCCAGAUGAGGACCGGAGGAGCAGACAUCCAGCCGUAGAAGACAGCCAAACAGAAGCUUCUGGAGUCGGGCCAUCCAUCAGCCCCAUCGUCCCAGUCCGGUCGCGUCGCUCGGCUCUCGACUCCCAGUGCGGCCUGCGCUCCAUCCUGCUGCAGGUUCGAGACCUGGGGCUGGGCUACGACUCGGAUGAGACCGUCUUAUUCAAGUACUGCAGCGGGACGUGUCCCCACGUUCGCUCCAACCACGACCUCACGCUCGCCAACCUGAUGCUCAGUGGGGUGCUCUCCCACCCAGCCCCGGGGCAGCUGUGGCAUAACUCCCCCUGCUGCAGGCCCACCCACCACGAGGACAUGGCCUUCCUCGAUAACUCGCACCGCUGGCACAAGGUGGAGAAGCUGUCGGCCGCGGGCUGCAGCUGUGUGGGCUAG